Molecule: messenger RNA, 5820 nt
Organism: Ornithodoros turicata
Lineage: Eukaryota; Metazoa; Arthropoda; Arachnida; Ixodida; Argasidae
Gene: KrT95D
Product: phosphofurin acidic cluster sorting protein 2-like
Exons: 20
Coding region: 237-2813 (858 amino acids)
Biological process (GO): protein localization to plasma membrane
Source: RefSeq, a predicted model, not a curated record
GCAUUAUUAUCGCUCGCAGUUGGGUAUCCGUUCCGCCAAAACAGAAGCGUGUCUGUGUGGCGGCAUUAGCGUUGAUGCAUCCUCUGUUUACUCGAGAUCUUUCGUGCUACGAAACGUGAUAAUGGUGAACCUGUGCUGCAAGACUGCCCGCCGACAAACAUCACGUGGAAAUGUAGCGCUGUGUUGAAAAGGCGUUUGAUUUAGGCUUACAUCUGGUCUUGACACCAAAACCAACCAUGGCCGAGAAGUCUUCCAACAGACCUUCGAAUGUUUCUGUGAAACCGGUGCCCAUGAAACUGUUUGCAGCGUGGGAGGUGGACAAAACUACGCCCAAUUGCAUACCCAGACAAUGCACCUUCACAUUGACGAGGCUGGUCCUGAUAAAACCUGUGGGAGGCGAUGUGACGUCGGUCAUAGUGGCCGUCAAAAUGCAGAGUUCCAAACGAACUUUACGUUCCAAUGACAUACCGGUUCCCAACAGCGGUCUGCUGGACAGCGAGCUGGACCUCACGUUUUCAUUACAGUAUCCUCAUUACUUGAAGGGUGGCGGCAACAAACUCCACGUAAUCCUGCAACGCAGGAAGAGGUAUAAGAACAGGGCCAUGUUGGGGUACAAGACGAUAGCCACAGGAGUGAUCAACAUGUCCGAGGUGUUGCAGCGACCGCUCGGCAGGGAUCUUGAGCUGAUGAGCGAAGAGAAAGAGAAGGUUGAUGCCAUCGGUCGCAUUCGCGUUGAAGCACUCAGUUCGCAACCCGUUGAGCAGGAAGACCCAGACAGGCAGAAACACCCGCACUUCGCUAAUGCAGAUGCAGAACGAUCGGCAGACUACACGGACGAUGAAGAUGACUCCUCGUCUAACGAUGAAGGCAGCGAUAGCGAAGCAGUCGUUGAGGACGGUGCUGGGCACACCAACGGGGCUUUAAGACGUAGGAGAUCGUCGCAGAUGCGCAAGAGGAAUAUUAAGCAGAAGUUCAUCGCGCUAUUAAAGAAGUUCAGGGUUCAGGGCGCUGAGGCAUUUGAUACAGAGCACUAUCCAGAAGAACUGGAACAGGAGCUCAUGCACAAGAACCCGCGUGAAAUCGAGGACCUGCUAUUCGAUGAGCUGGAUGACCUCUCUGACAGUGGACCCGAAGCUGAUGACAUCAGUAUAUCGUCUACUCCGAAACCUAGUCUCAGACCCUUUUUCUCGACAUCCACACUCGUUCCUCUAGAAACAGAAAAGUCACACUCGGAAAAACAUAGCGAUGACAGCCUUCGAAAAGGAGAGUCAGAUAGUGCACAGGACACUGGAACAGAGCAAGAGUACUACGACACUCCUGCGUCCACGGGAAGUCCGCCCAAGAUGACACCGGAGGAACGGAAGUCCUCGUCAGACAAAGAAACUAAGGAGAAGAAGUCUAAGCUGUUUGCCAGGGAACGGCACACGUCCACGAGCAAAGAGAAGCGGGCACCUAGUCAAAAGGAACAGCGGGAGAAGGGAAGCAUCGAUAAGUCCACCAGCUUGAAAGAUACAGAAAGCAGCCCGCGCAAAUCUGUUGUGGACCAGUUGGCCUGCAUCUUCCCUACGGAUGAGAGCAUUCCAGAGAGGAUAGUGCUGGUGGACGCAGGUGGUCAUCCUGGUGGUCACGGUGUUGCACUGGCACUGCAGGCAGCAACGCAGCAGAGCUGGGUUGUCACUGCAGGCACAGGGCCAGACCUGCGAGCAUCUGUUUCUACGCUUGUCAACAAGAUUCAGAAGUUCUGCAACUGCAAUUCCAAACCCCCACCCGUCAUCCGUGUCGGAGUCGUGGGGCCAGACAGCUUUGUAACUUCGGUUCUGAGGCUCUACGUGGAGCAUUUUUCCAGCAAACCUCCCGAGUGGCAGCACUACGUUCGCUUCUUCAUCAUUCCUUUAGGCACAAGUGCAAUAGCCAGGUACCUGGCCAGCGUCGAUAACUGCUACACUGCACAAUUUGUCGAACCAAGUUGGAAAGAGUUGGUGGACCAUACCUCAGACGACAGUACCUCGUUGGAAUCUCAGGAGCUGAUGGACCGUGUUGUUAACUACCUGUCCAGUGCCAAUGCUGUUCUCCAGCUUCCUGUGGCUGAAGUCAUGGCUACAUACAAAGAAAAAAGUUCUGAUGAAGAAUCUCUGCAAGUAUUCAUACCAUUCAUUAGUGAUGUGAAGAUAGGAAUGAUGGAAGGAACAGCAACUUCUGUGGAUUAUGAAGAUGGUUCUGUUGCGUUGAGUGGGUCACCCCCAUCAACGUCGCUGAUGGAGAAAGCGAGAGAAAACACUACGCCACCCAAUUCACCUUGCAUCAGCAACACUAUUAUAAACAGUGGAGGUGGGAACUGUGCCCCACCAGUGCCAACACCGACUACACCACAACCAACAGAGUCAAUGGACCUCCAACUGGAUUACUGGACUCUGCCACUGCGAAUGGAACAGGGUAAAAGGGGAGAGUCCAACAAGUUCACCCUGAAGCAGGCCUUCCGUUCCCUGCAAGUGUCGCGUCUUCCCAGCAUCGGGGAAACCCUUGGUGCUUCACUCACUCUCAGCUACGUUAUAAAAGAGAAGAAGCAAAAGAUCAUGCGUCUGGGCAAGAAGAAAGAACGAGAGACCGACAAGGAGUCCCGUUGCCAAGUGGUGGAAGGCGUCCACCGUCUCAUCUGCUCGUGCAAAAACGUGCAGGCACCUCUCAAAGUCGCUGUGGACGGUGUUGACUGGAAUGGGGUCAAGUUCUUCCAGCUGACUUCCCAGUGGCAGACCCACAUCAAGUACUUCCCAGUGGGACUCUACAUUGUUCCAGAACACGGGCCGGGACACUAACAUCACCCCAGUUUUUCCCCAUCUGUCUGCUGUACAUAAGUCAUUUACCCGCAGAGAGUCACUGUGACUGUCGUCUGACAGCUAACUGGGCAAAGGAGACAGUGUUAUUUGGAGUGCACCGUCUCUACAGGUGAUGCCUCAUCGAGAGUUUGCUGUCACCCAACACAAAGUUGCGGCCAACCUAAUAUAUACAUAUGCAUGUUGUCUUGUGUUGCAUCGAUCGAUCGGUGCAGUUUGAUGUUGCAAGAAGAGAGAGACGCCGAGUUUUUUUGUCUUUCUCUUACACUGGCUCAAGUCGUGAUGGUGGUUUGUUUAGAUGAGUACUGUACUGUGGAAGAACUUUUACGUGGUUUUAGUAUGUUGUUUCGCGCUUUAUUUUUCCCAGUAGGUGACGAACCCCCCUGCCAUUUACUGUGCUAGAGUCUCUCCUUCCAGUGUCUCUCCGACAGCGUGUAGCGUAGGUUUUCGAUGGAUGGAUUAGCCAAUGCAUAUCACUAGAGUGACUACAGAAUUGUCUUUUUAGGGUCUUUGUCCUUUUUGGGCAACUGCAACUUUAGAAAGAGCUUUUUACGUGCUACUCUUACAACGCAACUGUUUAGUCAGAUCGGAGUAAUAUUUAUUUUCCGUCACGAGAUAGUUUUUUUCUUGUCCCAGUGUUUCUGCUCAGCUUUUGGAACUCUGUAUUAAGUUUUUGUCUUUUUUUUAGUAUUGCUGCGCAAUUUCAAUGUGUACUCGUUUCUCUAGCCCCUACCACAAAAUAGUAAAUGCUCCGUAAUAAUACUUUGAGAGGCAUCAGCGUAGAAAUGUCACAGAGUGGAUGCUGCGUAUAUCCUCGCUCGAUUUUUGUUCCUCGAAUAUACUUCAUUAUUUGCAGCCCGAGGUUUAAAUAAAUGUUGCCAACUAGACUGUGUAGAAGAUUGCUAAAUGUAGAGGAUACGCUUUAAAACCAGCCUAAAAUACGUACUUUAAUUCGCGUUACUUUCUGGCUCGUUCAUGGUGUGCGGAAGAUUGAUACGAAAUAAGGCUUCAAGUAAUGUAAUACCAACGCUAAAGCACCACUAAGUUAGACCAUAACUGAACUGAAGGAACUCCGAAAAUCUGUUGAAUUCAAAGGGUUUGCUUACAUUCCUUGUGUACUUGGCCAUGCAAAAAUGGGAAAGUAGUCUUCUGAACAUGUUGCCACGUUUGCUUCCUGCUAUGGUAAAAUGUGUCACGAAGCGUUGUUACAUUUUCCUAGGCCUUCAUGUAUUACACCAGGUCUGAAAGCCCAUAAGGAAAUGCUGUGCUUGUGUGCUGCAGCUUCCCCCCUUGAUUUGAUUUGAUUUGAUUUGAUUUGAUUUCAUUUGGUCUUUUCUUCAAGGUAAAAAGUCACAAAAACUGAGUGGUCCCUUGCAGCUGUGGUUUGCACAGUUUCUUCAAGAUGCGCGCUAUAAAGUGUUUUAUUACUCUUGGGCAUAUUACCGCACAAAUAUUCACGCUCUGUGCCAUCCAACGACAUCGGUUGCAAUCUUAUAGGUGAGCCAUGUUACGGGCAUGACCUACGAGAUUAUAACGACCAUGGCAUAGGCACACCUUCCCAGCACCGCAUUUGGAAGCUUGCGGUGGCGCCACUCAUCGGCCCGGUUACUGCUUCCUCAAUCUCUGCAAUACUUUGUACUUUAGCUUUCCUUAGUAUUUUUGUCCCACGGAAGAUGAUUCUUUCUAAAGUUGAUUAUCAUCAUCAUCAUUCUACAGGGUUUCAUAGGAGCUGUUGCUGUCGUCUGCUACGGUAGUCGUACGUCCGCUUCUGCACGUUCAAAAUUCAAAUUUUCCAUAGUCCAAUCAAGACGUAGAUCUCGCGGGCCGAUGAGUAGCGCCCCUAGUGGAUCAUGCAGCUGGGCUCCUCACUGGGGUUGUCGAAUGUGACAUGGUUGUUAUAAUUAGAGCCUGAAGUUUUCGGGAAAUAUUUUUUCUAAAUUUGGGGGGGUAAAAAUCGGGUAAAUAAACGUGUGCACUAAAUUCGUGUGAAUUCGGGUGGAAAAACUUCCAGUAUGCUAAAUUCCGGGGGAAAUUGGGCUCAGUUACUCAAAGUAACUGUACUGGUUUUGUACAAACGGUGAUGUAACUGUGUUUGCUGCCAAACAAGUAAGGUAGUGCAUUCCUACAGACACUCAAGUGAGGGCAAUUUUUCCAGGCAAAAAACUGUGUUUCACCCUAAAGGGGCAACCUUCAGUUUGGCGCGCAAAUUCGGGGAAGAAUCGGGUAAAACCCUAAAACUUCAGGCUCUAGUUAUAAUCUAGUAGGUCGUGGUUACGGGUUACAUUGCGGUACGUAAGUGAGCUGCAGAAGCUUUCAGUGGGAGAAUUGUGAAGCUUUCAGGCCUGGCAUAAUAAAUGGAGGGCUAGCAUCUUCCUACCACAUACCACAAUGUAAAGGUAAAGGUCGAGCCAAUGUCCCCGAGACAUGCCGUAAAAUCUACUAGAUUUAGUGACUUUCUACCAGGUCCAGCAACAUUGAAUUCGUUCUGUGGAAUUUUUUUCCCUCUUCUUUCCUGCUAUUUAAAAGGGACACAGAAAGCAUGUGCUGUCCAAGCAAUCACCCAAAGUCAGAUAAGUGAGUGCUGUGUUGUCAUGUGCAUUUGUAUGUAUGUAAAUAUAUUUGCUUUUGUAAAAUAGCGUGUUAGUCAUUAUGUAACAGUGCUGGUACAGCAUGGCUACAAUGUUGUCUGUUGAAUUGUGUCGAUGUCGCGGAGAUAGACGCAUCAGUCUGGUCAUGAGCCCGCUGGAAAUUUUGCCUGUUUCAUGCUCACAGUUUCUACGUGCAUACAGAGCACAAUCAGCGUGGUUGUUCUCGGUGAUAGUAAAAGAAACAGAAAAAAGUUUGUACUGAUUAUGAACAAAGUGCUGCGUAGGCUCGCGAGAGUUGUGUAGGACAUAUAUGGCAUACAUUUGCUACUGUCUAGAAAGUGUACACCACAUAUUAUACAUACGACUUCUUUCAGUGUUAGAAUAAACGUGUUUUCAGUCCA